CCUGUUUCGACGUUCGCCUUAGCCUAGCAGAGCGAACUUCAUUAACGCCUUGACCACGCCGUAGAUCCUUCUUGUGCGGCCAACCUCUCCUCGCAGACUCACAAAGUUUCCGUAUCAACGAAACAUCAACAAAUUAUUAUUUUGGACAUACUUCGCCACUGAUGAACGCGUCCCACCGUCUCCGUUUCUUCUUGAGAGCUCAAUACGGUCUGUGGUCACACUUCGGACCAACUUAUCAUGCCCUUGCCAGAAUGCCUCUCUCCACCCGCAAAAUAUUCAGGCAAUUCUCCAUUUCGGAUUGUUAUACAGGAGAUCCGGCAACUGGUCUUUUCAGGAUAAGUGAUGGCUUUGGUAAGAGGAUUUGUGAUAUCAAUGCGUGGACAUUUGAGCCGAAGAUGUUUGAGGAUUUUCCCGACUUGUAUAGGGUUGCGCCGGCGGCUAAUAAUAUUCCGGUAUGUGUGGGGGAGAGGAGGGGAAGAAGAGGAGGUGGAUUGUUAGGGUUGAGGAAAGAGGCGAUGAAGUGGGGGAGAGGGAGGGAACGGUGUGGAGUUGGGUGUUUAUUCGAGGGGCUUGAAAUGGCAUAAGAAUGCUGACAAGGGGAAGGAGGUUUUUUCCCAUACUUUUUGGUAGGCGGGGUUGAGAUAGGGAUAAAUACUGCGAUACCCAUUUGAAAUGCUUUGACAUUUUUGUUUGGAACACACCAACCCAUUUAUAUCGCUUCUUCGGCAUUUUAUAC
Molecule: messenger RNA, 736 nt
Organism: Hyaloscypha bicolor E
Lineage: Eukaryota; Fungi; Ascomycota; Leotiomycetes; Helotiales; Hyaloscyphaceae
Exons: 1
Coding region: 162-584 (140 amino acids)
Source: RefSeq, a predicted model, not a curated record